UUCUCUCUCUAGAAAAGAACUCGAAAAGCCCAUCCCCAUUCGCUUUCUCGCUCCCCCGCCUGCCUAGAGAGAGAGAGAGAGAGUGCGUCUGUGUGGGAGGAGAGGAGGGCGGCGACCGGCGGCGGCAUGGCGACGAAGGCGAGCAGCGCCGCCUCCGGCGCGGCCUACGAGGAGCAGCGCAGGAAGCGGGUCCUCGAGAACCUCAAGCACCUCGAGGAUUUGGGCAUAUCGGAGAUGUCGAAGAGCUUGCUCCAGGCUGCGAGGCUGCAUAAACAGGACAAGGACGGAGUGCGCGCGAGCCCCAAGCCGAGGAAGAAGUUCGACGCCACCGAGGUGCGGCGUUCCUCGAGGGCAAAGCCCACGGUUUCCUACAAGGAUGAUUUUGGUGAACUGGAUACUUUUCUACGUCGCAAAAGGCGCAGUGGUGGUACGAAUGCAGACCCGGGAAGAGAAUACACUGGAAGAGUUUCUUCUUAUGAACAGCAACAGCGUGCAUUCAGAAGAGCCGAGAAACUUCAAGAUGGUCUAGACCCUAAUAACCCAUCAUUUGUUAAGACCAUGGUUCGAUCACAUGUGUCCAGCUGCUUUUGGCUUGGUCUUCCUGGAAGCUUCUGCAAAAAAAAUCUGCCUCGCAGUGAGUUUAGGAUGGUGUUGGAGGAUGAAGAUGGUGUUGAAUUUGAUGCUGUCUAUAUUGGGAAGCGAACAGGUCUAAGUGGUGGAUGGAGGGGCUUCGCAAUGCACCACAACUUGGAGGAUGGGGAUUCCUUGGUCUUCGAAUUGACUGAGCAUGACAGAUUUAAGAUAUAUAUAAUAAAAGCCAUGGAUGAGGAUGAUGUAGAAGAGGCUGAGUCUGAUGACAAGAAUGCCAGUGGGGGUACUAAGGAAGAGUCUGCCCAGGAAGAUUCACCUGCCGCUGAGCCUCCAAAAGGUGCCAAAAGAAGAAAAUUACGUGGACGGCGGUAGUUUUCAGCAAAUUUGAAAUAUUAGGCACUCUUUGGUGAACGAACGUCACCAUGCUAGCAAUGCGGCUCCUGUCAGGUCAUCUAUUUUGCUCGUUUUUGUUGGCCUGUCCUUUUGGAAAUUAUGGGUGUCCAAUCACAACCCAUAUGUAGCUGCAACAAGUGCAUCUAUCAACGUAGGCAGCCUUGAUUCGAUGUAAAUAAGUAGUUUGACACUCAGCACUUGGGUUCUCAGAAUCCCCUGUGGGCCACCAAUCUAGUGUGUCAAGUUACUGUGACGUUGGUUUAAACCAUGCUUCUGUGUGCAUGUGAAGUGAGAACCAUUAGCAAAAGAAUAAUUGCUAAUGGCAUCGAAACCUUGUUAGUUCUGAACA
This is a messenger RNA of Panicum virgatum (switchgrass), 1333 nucleotides long. Its product is annotated as B3 domain-containing protein Os05g0481400-like. Bases 127 to 963 code for a protein of 278 amino acids. The transcript has 7 exons. Gene Ontology annotation, molecular function: DNA binding. Lineage: Eukaryota; Viridiplantae; Streptophyta; Magnoliopsida; Poales; Poaceae. The record is from RefSeq and is a predicted model, not a curated record.